AUGGCGGGCUCGGAUCCCACUCGUUCUCCGCCAAGUGCCAGAUACCCACGGCAGCCGUACACGCAACAGCUACCCAGGACGCCCACGACACCGAGGACGCCCAAGACACCGAGGACGCCUGGAGCGCCUAGGGCCCCGAGAGCGCCGCCGAGGUACGACCGCACGCCCAUCCGCAGGACCGUUGGGGGGCGGGCAAAAGAUCAGCAGUCGCAGAGCGCCGGCGCCGCAGCGCCGCUCCGCACGCCCUCGAAACGGCCGCCUCCCAUAUCGCCCCGGGCACCCCCCCGCUUGCCCGCCUCCCUAUCCCUCUCAUCCUCGUCCCCAUCGUCCCCCCUCACGCCUUCGCGAUACGCUGCGCGCCAGCUGGAGCGACUGCCGCCGACGCCGACGCCGCCGUCGCCGCUGCACCCGCACUGGCGGCGGGAACCCGGCCUCGGUAUCACCGGCUUCGGCACCAGAUACAACCCUAAUCCUGGCGACGGCGGUAGUGGGAGAAGCAGCUGGCGCGAGGCUGCGGAUGCGCUUCAGAACGACGUUGCUCAACAGGCCGGGUCCGGAGAGGAGGAGACGGACGAGCGCGUAGAGCGCCUGCUGGCCUCGUUGAGGGCGGCGAGGGAGGGCGGACGUCGAUGA
Messenger RNA from Durotheca rogersii, 633 nucleotides. RefSeq lists its product as uncharacterized. Bases 1 to 633 code for a protein of 210 amino acids. The transcript has a single exon. NCBI's taxonomy places the organism in Eukaryota, Fungi, Ascomycota, Sordariomycetes, Xylariales, Xylariaceae. The record is from RefSeq and is a predicted model, not a curated record.